AUGGCGCUCGACAAGGUGCUCAACUCCAACUUUUUAAAGUCGAUCCGCGAUUUCUGGUAUGAGCACUUGCCGGGCGAUGAUGACCUCGUCGUGCCUGGCCAAGUCGCGCAUAAGCGCUGGUACGCCGGCGGCGCCGAAUUUGAUAAGGCAUGCUUGACGCAAUUUGAGCCAGCUCUCGAAGCCAUCAAUGCGUCCGGUGUCGACGGCGCCGAGCUUCUCCGUCUCGUUCAACCGACGGAGCCGUGCGACUGGCUAAGCCUCAUCCUGCUGCUCGACCAGAUCCCGCGCAACUGCUACCGCGGGCCUGCCUCGCGCGUCGUCUUUACCGUGUUUGAUCCGCUGGCGCUUGCCGUCGCGAAGGCAGCCGUUGCCGCGGGGGUGCCGCACACGGCGCCCGAGAUUCGUUGGCAGUUUGCGUUCCGGACGUGGUUUUACCUCCCGUUUGAGCACACCGAGGACGCAGCCAUGCACGACGAGUGCCGUCGGCAGUACGAGGGGCUCGCGCGGGAUGUUGAAACGCUGCUGGCUGAGAAGGAGGAGCCCAAGAAUGCGGAUGCGUACAAGCGGCGCGCGUGGCAGGUGGUGCAAGGGAAUGAAGAGGCCGCGCGGGCGCUUGUGCGCGCGCAGCUCGACUUUGCGGAGCGCCACGAGGCCAUUAUCAAGCAGUUUGGGCGCUAUCCCCAUCGCAACGAGCCGCUGGGACGAGAGACAACGGCAAAGGAAAAGGAAUUUCUGGAGAGUGGCGGCGACACGUUUCAGAGCAAAUGA
Beauveria bassiana ARSEF 2860 is the source of this 768-nucleotide messenger RNA. RefSeq names its product SpoVR like family protein. The record is from RefSeq and is a predicted model, not a curated record. The transcript is spliced from 2 exons. The coding region runs from base 1 to 768 and encodes 255 amino acids. Gene Ontology annotation, molecular function: protein binding. Lineage: Eukaryota; Fungi; Ascomycota; Sordariomycetes; Hypocreales; Cordycipitaceae.